Molecule: messenger RNA, 360 nt
Organism: Parascedosporium putredinis
Lineage: Eukaryota; Fungi; Ascomycota; Sordariomycetes; Microascales; Microascaceae
Source: the annotation of a GenBank genome assembly
AUGCGCUUCGACGCUCUUCUCACCGCCGCCGCCGCCGCCCUUGCCUCAGGCACAGCCGCUCACCCUUCGUACUCCAACCCCCGAGGCAACUGCCCCCCCGGAGUACCCGUCCAAGUUCCUCUUAGCACUCUCACCCAUGUUGAACUCACCAUCACUGGCCUCCAACUAACCGGUGUUACCGUGGAUAUACCUGACAUCACACCUCCUUCCGACACGGACGUCACCUGCCAAAUGUAUAAGGACGAGUACGGAGUGCAGCCCGGAAGUGCUGAAUUUUUCAAAGGCCACGAUGCCCACAUUAGCACCAACCCGGUUCAAUUUGGUUGGGUUCUUUGCUACGUCAAUGUUCAUUCUAACUAG